AUGUCGCCGUCCGUGGAGACCGCUCAGGCGCAAUGGCUGGAACAACUGGCUGCUAUGCGGAAGGCGAUAGCGGAGUUGAACCUCCCGCCUGAUGUUCAGAAGACGCCAGCGUACGGCGACGACCUUGGCCUCGACGAUGACGACCUUUCGGGGACCGUUAGUGGCGAAGAUAUCUGGGACGUCAUUAGCGAUGGCUACGAAGACGAGUACAGCAGCGAUCACCUCGAUCAGUACGCCGACGGCCAGCCUGGUGGGAGCCUGUAUGAUCAGCAAUGGCUGGCGGAAAGGUGCGCAGAUGUUGCUCGAAUGGGUUCCGGCCUAGACGCGGCCGCGUUGAAGGAGCAAAUCUCCGCAAUACUAGCGAGCGAUAGCAAUGAUGAUGAAUUGCAGAUGAUGCUUGCCGAUAUCGUAGGCUAUGAGGAACUGGACCUCGUGGCCGACCUCAUUGCCCAUCGACGGGACAUUACGCGGUCCCUGCACGAGCUGCCUCCGCAUGAAAGCGCUCUUGGCCACCUGCAGACAAGAGCAGAGCGCGAAGAAGCGCUUAGACGGCAAGACUGGGAACACAAGCAUGCCGCUCUGGCGCCCGCUCUGGACCGCAAAGGGCCCCAGUACCCGCACGUAUACCGGACCUACGAAGCGGGCAACAAGCUCUCCGCUUACGGGAAGAAAUACGCUUUGCCUCUAAACUACGCCCACUAUGACGAUAAAGUCUAUGAAGAGUACGCGAUUCCUGCAGCGCCGGUCUGCACAAUCGGCGCCGGGCGUAAACUUGUCGAAAUCAAAGAGCUGGACGGCCUUUGCCAGCGAACAUUCAAGGGGUACAAGUCGUUGAACCGCAUGCAAAGCUUGGUCUACCCGGUUGCCUACUAUACAAGCGAGAAUAUGCUUAUCUGCGCCCCAACGGGUGCGGGUAAGACGGACGCCGCGAUGCUCACGAUCUUGAACGUUAUAGCCAAAUACACCAUCCCGAAUCCAAUCGAAGAGCCUGAAUCUACUGACUUCACUACUCUUUCCGAGGACUUCAAGAUCAUAUAUGUCGCUCCAAUGAAAGCCCUCGCUGCCGAAGUCACGGAGAAGCUUGGGAAGCGCCUUGCGUGGCUCGGCAUCAAAGCUCGCGAACUGACUGGAGAUAUGCAUCUCACAAAAGCUGAGAUUCUAGACACUCAAAUCAUUGUUACCACUCCCGAGAAAUGGGAUGUGGUCACAAGAAAGAGUACGGGAGACACAGAGCUCGUUCAGAAGGUCCGUCUGCUCAUUAUUGACGAGGUGCACAUGCUGCACGACGAGCGAGGUGCGGUUCUCGAAAGUUUGGUUGCCAGGACCCAGAGGCAGGUCGAGGCUACUCAGUCUCUCAUUCGAAUUGUCGGGCUGUCUGCUACGCUGCCAAACUACGUCGACGUCGCCGACUUCCUUCGAGUAAACAAGAUAGUCGGCAUGUUCUACUUCGACGCUUCCUUCCGUCCAGUGCCUCUGGAGCAGCACUUCAUCGGAGCAAAAGGGAAAGCCGGAACUGCGAAUUCGAGAGAAAACCUCGAACACAUAGCUUUCGAUAAGGUUGUGGACAUGCUCAAGCUAGGCCACCAAGUUAUGGUGUUCGUGCAUUCACGCAAAGACACGGUCAAAACCGCGAGACAACUAUACGAGAAAGCAGUAGGUGCUCAGUGCACUGACCUUUUCGACCCCACACUACAUCCGGGCUUCGACGCUGCUGUCCGCGAUAUGAAGCAAUCAAAGGGCCGAGAAAUUCGCGAACUGCUGAACAAAGGCAUGGGCACCCAUCACGCAGGUAUGCCUCGCUCCGAUCGAAACCUCAUUGAGCGUCUCUUUGCGGAGGGAGUCAUAAAGGUCCUUUGCUGCACGGCAACCCUAGCGUGGGGUGUCAACUUACCAGCCGCCGCAGUCCUGAUCAAGGGAACGCAAGUUUACAAUGCGCAAGAGGGAAAGUUCACGGACCUUGGCAUCCUUGACGUCUUGCAGAUCUUCGGUCGCGCCGGUCGCCCUCAGUUCCAGGACACUGGUAUUGGCUUCAUCUGCACGACGCACGAUAGACUCGACCAUUACCUCAAGGCUGUUACGGAGCAACAACCCAUUGAAUCGAGGUUCUCCGCAAAGCUUGUUGACAAUCUUAACGCGGAGAUCUCGCUGGGUACGGUUACAACGGUACAAGAGGCUGUGCAGUGGCUGGGCUACUCGUAUCUAUUUGUGCGAAUGCAGAAGAGCCCAUUGAACUACGGCAUCGAAUGGUCUGAGAUUCGAGAUGACCCGCAGCUCGUGCAGAGACGCCGAAAAUUGAUCAUCGAUGCCGCCCGAACACUACAAAAGAGCCAAAUGAUCAUCUUUAAUGAGAACACCGAAGACCUACGGUCGAAAGAUGUCGGACGCAUAGCAAGCCAAUUCUACGUUCAGCAAUCCAGUAUUGAGAUCUUCAAUACAAUGAUGAAUCCGCAAGCUUCUGAUGCUGAUGCGCUCGCUAUGGUCAGUAUGAGCGGGGAGUUUGACCAGAUCCAGUCUCGCGAUACCGAAGAGAAAGAGCUCUUUGCCUUGCAAGAAGAGGGCUUCGUGGUGACCGACGUGAAGGGCGGCGUGGGGACACCUCACGGGAAGACCAACAUUCUUCUACAAGCCCACAUCUCGAGAGCAAGGCUGGAAGACUUUACUCUCGUCUCAGACACGAACUACAUCAGGCAGAAUGCCGCGCGUAUCGCACGCGCACUGUUCAUGAUUGCGCUCAAUCGCCGCUGGGGCUAUCAGUGUCUCGUGCUCCUCAGUCUCUGCCAGUCCAUCGAACGCCAGGUCUGGGCCAUCGAGCACCCUUUGCAUCAGUUUGAUCUGCCACAGCCCGUUUUGCGUCAAUUGGAUCACAAGUACACUUCUAUAGAAGCCCUGCGCGAUAUGGAGCGCGCGGAAAUCGGCGAGCUGGUUCACAACAAGAAGAUGGGUAAUGUCAUUGCACGGAUAUUGGACAACUUCCCUACACUGAGCAUCGAAAGCGAGAUUGCGCCCCUUAACAGGGACGUGCUUCGCAUUCGGCUCUGGCUUACGCCCGACUUCAAAUGGAACGAUCGCCACCACGGUACUUCUGAAUCAUUCUGGAUCUGGGUUGAGAAUUCCGAGUCCUCGGAAAUCUACCACUACGAGUUCUUCAUCCUCUCGCGCAAGAAGCUCUAUGACGCACACGAGCUGAACUUCACAAUUCCGCUGUCGGAUCCUCUACCUUCGCAGAUCUAUGUGAGAGCUGUAUCUGAUAGGUGGCUGGGUGCGGAGACAGUACAUCCUAUCUCGUUCCAGCACCUCAUUCGACCGGAUACCGAGAGUGUGUAUACAGACCUGCUUAAUCUUCAGCCACUGCCCAUCUCCGCGCUGAAGAAUCCUUUGCUAGAAGAGCUUUACGGACAAUGCUUCCAAUACUUCAAUCCUAUGCAGACACAGAUCUUCCACUGUUUGUAUCAUACGCCAGCCAACGUUCUCCUCGGCUCCCCCACCGGUAGUGGCAAGACUGUUGCGGCCGAGCUUGCCAUGUGGUGGGCCUUCCGCGAGAAGCCCGGCUCCAAAGUGGUCUACGUCGCUCCCAUGAAAGCGCUGGUGCGCGAGCGUGUGCAGGACUGGGCCAAGCGGCUCGCCGGUCCUAUGCGUUUGAAGCUGGUCGAGCUGACGGGUGACAACACCCCAGAUACGCGCACUAUCCGCGACGCAGAUAUUAUUAUCACGACACCGGAGAAGUGGGAUGGUAUAAGUCGAAGCUGGCAGACGCGCGGGUAUGUACGGCAGGUCAGCCUGGUCAUCAUCGACGAGAUCCAUCUUCUAGGUGGCGACCGUGGUCCAAUUCUGGAGAUCAUCGUAUCCAGGAUGAAUUACAUCGCUUCACAGAGCAAGGGUUCCGUCCGCCUAUUGGGCAUGUCAACCGCGUGUGCUAAUGCAACCGAUCUCGGUAACUGGCUCGGUGUGAAGGAAGGCUUGUUCAACUUCCGUCAUUCGGUCCGUCCUGUGCCGUUGGAGAUCUUCAUCGACGGCUUCUCCGAGCAGCGAGGGUUCUGCCCGCUCAUGCAGUCGAUGAACCGCCCGACCUUCUUAGCUAUCAAAUCACACUCGCCAGAGAAGCCAGUUAUUGUGUUCGUCGCUUCGCGGCGACAGACAAGACUGACUGCUCGGGAUCUGAUCAACUUCUGUGGCAUGGAAGAUAACCCUCGACGGUUCCUGCGUAUGUCCGAAGAGGAUCUCAGUCUUAAUCUCUCAAGAGUCAAAGACGAUGCUCUCCGAGAAGCGUUGAGUUUUGGCAUUGGUCUGCAUCAUGCCGGCCUCGUCGAGACCGAUCGCCAGCUAUCAGAAGAGCUGUUUGCAAACAACAAGAUCCAAAUCCUUGUCGCUACCAGCACGCUUGCGUGGGGUGUCAACCUUCCCGCCCACCUCGUGGUCGUCAAAGGCACGCAGUUCUUCGACGCGAAGACUGAAGGGUACAAAGACAUGGACCUCACAGACGUGCUGCAGAUGCUCGGUCGAGCAGGCCGCCCACAGUUCGAUUCUUCUGGUAUUGCUCGCAUCUUCACGCAGGAUUCGAAGAAGGAGUUCUACAAGCACUUCCUGCACACCGGUUUCCCAGUCGAGUCAUCGCUGCACAAAGUCCUGGACAACCAUUUGGGCGCUGAGAUCUCUGCAGGUACCGUCGCCACGAAGCAGGAUGCGCUCGACUAUCUCACAUGGACGUUCUUCUUCCGACGCUUACACAAAAACCCCUCGUUCUAUGGUCUAGAGAUCUCAGCUGCAGAGCACAACACUAUCGCCGCGCAGCAAAUGGCCAACGACUACAUGAUCAACCUUAUCGAAGCCUCGCUCAAUGAACUAGCAGAAUCCUCCUGCAUCGCACUACAAGGAACAGGCGACAUCGAUUCCACGCCCCUCGGCAAGAUCAUGAGCUAUUACUACCUCUCCCAUAAAACGAUCCGCCAACUCGUCAAGCACGCCAAGCGCGACGCCAGCUUCUCGGACGUCCUUUCCUGGGUGAGCCAUGCCACAGAAUACGACGAGCUGCCCGUCCGCCACAACGAGGAUCUAAUCAAUGCCGAACUCUCCAAAGCGCUGCCACUCAAGGCUGAUAACUUUGGCCUCCCUAUGUGGGAUCCCCACGUCAAGGCUUUCCUGCUCCUACAAGCGCACUUCUCGCGGAUUGAUCUGCCAAUCUCGGAUUAUGUGGGCGAUUUGAAUAGCGUACUGGAUCAGAGUAUACGUAUUGUGCAGGCAUCCAUCGAUGUGCUCACAGAGCUGGGAUAUCUCUCCUCUUGCGAGGUAAUGAUCAUGCUACUGCAAGCUAUCAAGUCUGCGCGCUGGCCGACCGACGGUCCUCUCGCGAUCUUUCCCGGCGUGGGUGCGGACAAGGAGAAGAAGAGGUUGGAGCAAUCACAGGCUAAUCUAAAGACUCUCAUCGAGGUUACCACGGCGCCACCGGCUGCCCUCGAGCGAGCCGCGAAGUCCGCAAGCGUUGCGCCGCCAAUGGUCAGGAAGACUGUCGAGCCAGUCUCCCGUCUCCCUGUUCUCAAACCCGGCCUCCCCAAUGUCAAUGCAAUAAACCUAUCGCUCAACAUUUCGCGCGUCAACCCUGCGCGAAGUGGCCCAGGUGGUGUUCGCAUCUAUGCACCGCGCUAUCCCAAGCCGCAAACCGAAGGCUUCUUCGUCAUCCUCUCAUACUCCGGCACCGACGAGAUCGUAGCCUUGAAGCGCGUAGGUUGGAAUGCGCCGAGUAGAGGUGGUGCAGCUGGUGGGAGUAGACUACAGGUGAGCACAAAGAUCAAACUGCCAGAUGAGGCACAGGGGAAGAAGUUGGCUGUCAGCCUGCUGAGCGAUGCGUAUUUGGGUAUGAAGUGGACCUUUGGGGACGUGGAAGUUCCUGUGGCUCCAACUGUGGAGGAUGGGAAGGGUAAGGAGAAGCACUGAAGUCGUUGGAAAAUAGAAGAGUGUGGAUGAAUUUGGAGGUCUUCGAGGCUUAGUAGAAAGCACGGAAGGCGAUUAGCGUAUACCGGUGCCUAGUGGGAUUCAGUGCCUGAUCACUGCCAGACACUGUAUCAUAUUGAAGCAUGGCCAAAUUGAAUGACUAUGUUGAGAGGACUAUUUCCUCAUACAACGAAAUCUAGACACCGCAAAAGACUUCCUAGAGGCUUUCAGAAGGACCUCAGUCCGCGAAGAGCAUUAGACAGUGCUGUGUGGUGG
Molecule: messenger RNA, 6201 nt
Organism: Trematosphaeria pertusa
Lineage: Eukaryota; Fungi; Ascomycota; Dothideomycetes; Pleosporales; Trematosphaeriaceae
Product: Sec63-domain-containing protein
Exons: 2
Coding region: 1-5928 (1975 amino acids)
Molecular function (GO): ATP hydrolysis activity; nucleic acid binding; ATP binding
Source: RefSeq, a predicted model, not a curated record